Messenger RNA from Penaeus chinensis, 681 nucleotides. RefSeq lists its product as uncharacterized. Lineage: Eukaryota; Metazoa; Arthropoda; Malacostraca; Decapoda; Penaeidae. The record is from RefSeq and is a predicted model, not a curated record. The transcript is spliced from 2 exons. Bases 186 to 602 code for a protein of 138 amino acids.
CCUUAUCGGCCUUCGGAAACGUCUGCGAUAAAUUAGCUAUUGUUGUGCUGGAAGCCAGGCUUGCUUCGACUCGGGACGCUAGUCUGGUUAACGAGUGCGUCCAGGAAAGACGUAGAAGGCGCUCGUCCCGGAUUUGUGACUGGUUUUCGACGCUGCCUAGGUCUGCAACUGUGAUUCUCGAGGCGAUGGCGGAUGUGGAUACCAGCUUCUUGGAUCUCAGCACCGACCACGACCUCUUCAUCCGGACCCUGGGCCAAAUCCAGCCCAACCGCCUCGAAUGCCUGGACUUAGAGGCCACCGACGUGCAGAAGUACAGCGACGAUGGGGAAGGAGCCUUGCCUUACCUCCAGUACGGCGUGUCAACCCCGACGUACUGCCCAGACACCUCCGUUAGCAACUUCGAAGACUCCAGCAGCUCGCUCUUCCGUAACCAGGACUACGGGGGUUCUCUGCAAGGCUUCCGGGAGUAUGUUGGCACGCCGCCUCUCGCUCAAGGAGAGGGGCCUACCGUACCUUUUCUGGAGAUGACCUCUAUUCCAGGUAAGAUGUCUAUAACGGGGCAUAACUUGCAGUCAAAGUGCAAUUCUUUUCAGACAAAAUAAAAAAUUCAAGCUAUGCAAGGCAGACAUAAGUGCAGUUCUUUUCAUACAAGAACGAUACUGACGUCUAUUCUCUCUAGUA